This is a messenger RNA of Diaporthe batatas, 2100 nucleotides long. RefSeq lists its product as uncharacterized. Lineage: Eukaryota; Fungi; Ascomycota; Sordariomycetes; Diaporthales; Diaporthaceae. Gene Ontology annotation, biological process: oxalate metabolic process. The transcript has 3 exons. Bases 233 to 1639 code for a protein of 468 amino acids. The record is from RefSeq and is a predicted model, not a curated record.
CCGUCCCUUAAGGUCCAACCGUUUUUUUCGGGAUUGACUAUUGGAGUAUUUGUUUUGGCAUCCUCGCCUCUGCUUUUCCUCAAGUACACCACUCCCCUCACCUUCUCUACCCUACCCCAUCACUACACCUUAUCUUCUCCUCUUGCAUCAUACUCAGCACUUGGUUGUAACCCCACUUUGACUCGCAGGCGAUCAAGUUCACUACAUACAUAAACACACAUCAUCACACAAGAUGCUCCUCCCACAGCUUCUCGUGGUGGCCUUCGCCGCCCUGUCGAAUGCCGUGCCACAUCGGGACUCCCCCCAGCAGCGUCUCCAGGCAGGCCUCGAGCUGCCUGACAAGUUCCUGACCAGCAAGAAGACCUCCAAGCAGAACCCAUAUACCCCGGAUUUCCGCGACCCAUAUGACGGCAAGGUCGACCCCGUCAAGGACGAGCUCGACCCCUUGCCGUGGCGCAAUGGCCUGGGCGCCUCGGUCCUGGGGCCAUGGAACCCGGAGCGCUCUCGCCAGAACCCAGACUUGGUCCGGCCACCAAGCACCGACCAUGGCAACAUGGCCAACAUGCGCUGGAGUUUUGCCGACUCCCACGUGAGAAUCGAGGAAGGGGGAUGGACCCGCCAGACCACCGUCCGGGAGCUGCCCACCUCCAGUGAGCUGGCCUCCGUCAACAUGCGCCUGGGCGAGGGCGUCAUCCGUGAGCUGCACUGGCACAAGGAGGCCGAGUGGGCCUACGUCCUCGACGGAUCCGUCCGUGUCACUGCGCUCGACUACGAGGGCGGCAACUUCAUUGAGGAUCUCGAGAAGGGUGACCUGUGGUACUUCCCCAGCGGUGUGCCCCACAGCUUGCAGGGCCUCAGCCCCAACGGCACAGAGUUCCUGCUUGUUUUCGACGACGGCCGCUUCUCUGAGGAGAGCACUUUCAUCCUGACUGACUGGCUCGCCCACACGCCCAAGUCGGUCAUCGCAGAGAACUUCCACCUCGCCCCGGAGGUCUUCGCACACCUCCCCGAGGGCGAGAAGUACAUCUUCCAGGGCUCCAACCCGGGCUCCAUCGACGACGAGAGGCCCACCGGCAAGAACAUCAAGAAGUCCAAGUACAACUUCGCCCACAAGAUGCUGGCCCAGGAGCCCAUCGUCACCUCGGGCGGCGAGGUGCGCAUCACCGACUCCAAGAACUUCCCCAUCUCCACCACCGUGGCCGCCGCCCACGCCAUCAUCCAGCCCGGCGCCCUGCGCGAGAUGCACUGGCACCCCAACGCCGACGAGUGGAACUUCUUCAUCCGCGGCCGAGCGCGCAUCACCAUCUUCGCCGCCGAGGGCACAGCCCGCACCUUUGACUACGUCCCCGGCGACGUCGGCAUCGUCCCGCGCAACAUGGGCCACUUUGUCGAGAACAUCGGCGACGAGCCCGUCGAGAUGCUCGAGGUCUUCCGCGCCGACGAGUUCCGCGACUUCUCCCUGUUCCAGUGGCUCGGCGAGACCCCGCAGCGCAUGGUCGCCGACCACCUGUUCCAGGGCGACCCCGAGAACGCAGAGAAGUUCCUCGCCAAGAUCAAGAGCGCCGCCAAGGACCCCGUCACCAAGUACUCGGACGACGAGACCUCGGCCGCCGACGGCGGCGAGGAGAAGGAGCUGUAGGGAGGGGGCGUGUCCUUGUUCAGACUGUUCGGACUUGUUCUCAGGAAAAGCAGGGCUAUUUGUCGGGUAUAACGUUUCAUUUGUAGACAUCAGGGAUUCGCACGCGCAAAAACGGAGGGUGUAGUGUAGGACCACCUUCUCUGGGGCAAUCUCCUACAGGAUAGCCUCCUGUAAGAUAACUGGUUUAGUGUUAAUCUGGGAAAUUUAACUCGUUCAGUUAUCCUGUAUCUUCUCCAUCUCUUAUUUGCUGCAUCUACUUGCCUAGGUUGGUAGGCAGUGAGUCUUUUAUGCGGGUGCCCUCUGUUUUUGUGGAUGCGAAUAUCCGAUCUCCUUAUAACCUGUCACGGAUUUUUGGGUGUGGUUUUAGGCAUAUAUCUGGGUUAUCGAUACGGACGUAAAAGUUGUGUGUAUACUCGAAGAAUGCAGAUCGAGAACUGUCUAAUCUAACUACACGUGUCGAA